Molecule: messenger RNA, 909 nt
Organism: Orbilia oligospora ATCC 24927
Lineage: Eukaryota; Fungi; Ascomycota; Orbiliomycetes; Orbiliales; Orbiliaceae
Exons: 3
Coding region: 1-909 (302 amino acids)
Biological process (GO): regulation of transcription by RNA polymerase II
Cellular component (GO): nucleus
Molecular function (GO): cyclin-dependent protein serine/threonine kinase regulator activity
Source: RefSeq, a predicted model, not a curated record
AUGGCGACCCAUCGCGAGGACGGCUUCUCACACGACGAUGUAGAUGUAACUACCACGCCGAGUGCCUCCAGUAGUGGCCGUCGCUCUCGAACCCGGCCGUCUCUUCACGGCAAGGAUGCGGUCUCAUUCAUGGCCUUGCUGGCCGAUAUCCUGCGAUUACAAGAACAAACCCUGGCGAUGGCCUACCUUUAUCUCCACAAAUACCGCAAAUUCAUUCGUGAUUCGAAAAACCGUCCUGACCCCGUCCCGGACUUCCUAGAUCCUCAUACCCUAGCUCUGACCACCCUCUCACUCUCAACCAAGUCCACCGAAUCCCCCCGUCGUCUCCGCGCCCUGAUUACCCCAGCUUACUCAAUUCUCCACCCAAACCUGCCACCAAUCGAAGUCCCCUCUCACAAAUACGAUACCAUCAGGGCUACAAUAGUCACAGCGGAGCUACACCUCCUUCGAAUCCUAAAAUUUGAACUCCGUCAUUCAAUUCCACACGAUUACAUCCCAAGAAUUCUAGAUAAAUCCCUUUCCGUCGUCCCCGGCGAGGAUUAUGACCAUCAAGAUGAUGAUAGGAAAGAGGAAGAUGGGAUUAUGAAGUCUCAAGACACCUUCUUGGGACGACAGUGUAUGGGUCUUGCGACCAGAUGUUUGGCAGAGUAUUCUGUUGCUACGUUUUAUGAUGCUAGAACGAUUGCGUGUGGCGUUGUGGCGGUGGUGUUGGAUGGUUCUGGGAUUCUGAGGGCAGAGAGUGUAGAUGGAUGGGUUAGAAGAGUUGGUGGUGGGAAUGUGGAGAUAGAGGAUUAUAGGGAUGUUAUCAAAGAAGUCACCAUCGUUUUCGAAGGUGACGUAGGUGUAACUGUGCAGGAGAUCCCAAUUCAGGACGCCGAGAAGCCCGGUAUACAGCCGCUCGUGGAUUGA